Messenger RNA from Aspergillus aculeatus ATCC 16872, 1427 nucleotides. RefSeq names its product protein phosphatase regulator SHP1. Lineage: Eukaryota; Fungi; Ascomycota; Eurotiomycetes; Eurotiales; Aspergillaceae. The transcript has 3 exons. Gene Ontology annotation, molecular function: ubiquitin binding. Gene Ontology annotation, cellular component: cytosol; nucleus. The record is from RefSeq and is a predicted model, not a curated record. Gene Ontology annotation, biological process: Golgi organization; membrane fusion; autophagosome assembly. The coding region runs from base 249 to 1427 and encodes 392 amino acids.
GUGACGUACCUCAGCUUGUCAGCUCGUCCUCAUUGUUGUUUCCAGCUUCAACUAUAGUAAAGCUACUACUAGUUGUAUCCACCAGAUCUCCUUCCUUGUUCACAACGCGCCUCUUGCCAACUACCAUUUCUUUUUGCAUACUCCUGAAUAUCUCUGGACGAUACUCUGCUUGAAGUGACCGAGUGGAUCCAUUUUCAACCCAAUUUUCUCCGGCGUCAACGACUUGCAGUCCCGGUUAUAUCAUCAACAUGGAACACCAAGCAGCUCACGAUGAGCUAGUAUCCCAGUUCUGUGCUAUGUCUGGCACUGAUGCCGCAGUAGCCCAAGAAUACCUGGCGGCCAGCGAAUGGGACCUCGAAGCCGCAGUGACCGAGUUCUUUGCCGAGCAGGACGAAGCUACGCAGGGCGCAAACACAGGCUCAGGGCAGCGCCUAGGAGCCGAAACAGGACCAGUCGCCGGUCGCACACUCGGGGGGAGUUCAUCCCAGUCUCCAUCCACUACCCCGCAGCCGUCCUCAUCGCGCAGGACCGGACCGAAGAAGAGAUUCGCGACGUUGGGCGAUUUUGCCUCCGGGGCUGGUGAAUCCUCGGAGGAGGAGGACUCCGUGAAUCAGGAUUUCUUCGCGGGAGGGGAAAAGUCUGGCCUCGCCGUGCAGAACCCCGACGACAUCAAGAAGAAGAUUAUCGAGAAGGCCAAGAGUAGAACUCAGCCGCCCUCCUCGGAUGAACCAAGCAGACAGUCGCACUUCACGGGCACAGCACGUACCCUCGGUGGCGAUGAUGCUCCGAGCAGGGUAAUCGAAGCGCCGAGCGCGCCCGCUACGCAAGUGCCGCAACGAGUCCAGAGAACGCUUCAUUUCUGGGCCGACGGAUUCUCCGUCGACGAUGGCGAGCUGUACCGCUCCGAUGAUCCCCGGAACGCAGAGAUUUUGGAGGGGAUCCGACAGGGUCGUGCUCCCCUCUCGAUCAUGAAUGUACAGUCUGGUCAAGAGGUGGACGUGGAAAUCAACCAGCACGAGGAGAAAUACGUCAAGCCGAAGCCCAAGUACAAGCCCUUUUCUGGCCAGGGGCAGCGACUGGGAAGCCCUACGCCUGGCGUGCCGACCUCUGCCGCGGCCCCAGCUCCAGCUCCAGCUCCAACAAGUCAGGCCUCAGAGCCACCUAAGCCUACUGUUGAUGAAUCUCAGCCCACCAUCACCCUCCAAAUCCGCCUUGGCGAUGGCACACGACUCACGUCUCGCUUCAACACUACCCACACGAUUGGGGAUGUCUACGAAUUUGUGUCUGCGUCCAGCCCCGCUAGCCAGUCCCGCCCGUGGAUCUUGAUGACUACGUUCCCCAGCAAGGAUCUUACGGACAAGGGUGCUGUCCUGGGGGAAAUGGCCGACUUCAAGAGGGGCGGUGUUGUGGUGCAGAAGUGGCAAUGA